AUGGUCGAUUCCAGCUCUGCAGAACUCUCCAUCGAUGACCACGACACGAGUCAGAGCCUCGACAUAGCCUACCUCUACGCUGAAGCCGAUGCUUUUGCACAACUUCUCAAAGACGUCGACGCCCUUCGCCAUGAUCUUGACUCAGAAGCUGAUCAGCUACACAACGAUUUCUCCAAUUUGAUGUUAAAAUCUCUUGAUUCCGAAGAACGUGAUGCUCUCGGGCGUUCUGGCACGACCACGACUUGGACGGAAGACGGGGUUUCAUCUUCAACCAAUAAUACACAGGCUACCGGAAAUAUCAAAUUUGAACGCUCGACCACCUUGGAAGAUACAGAAUCAUCUUUACUUUUUGAUUCACGUGAAAUCAUGAGAUUGCUCAUCCAAGAGUUUGGUUCUUUAGCAGAACCAGGUGACGAGGAACAAGUUAUCCUAGAAGCCGACGGUUGUAUGUGGUUGGGUGGUGUCAUCGUUGUGGGCGUCAUUCACCUCACCACUCACCGAUUGACCUUCCAUGCUUCUUUACUCUCUACAACGCCCGACAUGCCUCAACCUCAGAGUGUCAUCAAGUCAGGCUCCGCCUUGAUUUCUACCGCUGCAAGGAGUCUAUUUCAGCGGCAAAAGCGUUUGUGGAUCGAGCUUUCCCAUGACGUGUUGACCGUUUACAACUCGAGCGGAGACGAAGACCGAAUUAAACCUCGGAGGACAAUAUUGUUGUCCAAUAUCCGGAAGCUCCUCACAAAAAGUCCAACGAGUUUCGAAGUGCAAAUGCAGGGUGAGACUGGUAUCGCCGAGUUUGACACCCCUGAGGCAACUUCCCAGUGGCGCCGAGAGCUUGAAGGAGCCGUUUUCCUCGAUAGACACCGCCGACGCGAGUCUAUCACUAAUUCAGAUUCAGAGAAUUCUGGUAUCAGACUCAGUUUUCCUCUUGCCAAGAUCCUGAAAGUCGUUCCCUCCGACAACCCUCAAAGCCCCCUCUCAAUUCAUCUUCAACCCAUGCAUGAGGAGAACGACUCCGAUUGUCUUCAAGUUCGUAUGGCACCUUUGAUUCCGUCCCCCACCUGGAACCGUCUCACGGAGUUUGUUGACUUGGCGAAGAAACGUUCAAACAAUGAUGAUCCCCAGAGGCUCAUAAUCGUCGACCUCGGACCUUUGAGCUUUCGUGCUGCCCCCGUUGUACAGAAAUACGCUACAGCAGCUUCCAUAGAAGGAAGCAGAAUCCGUGCUGCCUUGGCACUGAGCGACGACGCCGAAGCAUGGAUUAAACCUGCGCGUAUAGCCCUCAAAUUAUGCUGGUCAGGCCACUUUGUCGUCUCAUCGCAGUAUGUCGGAUUCUGGUAUCAUACCUUUGGCCGCGAAGAUGUGAAAUACCGCUUACCUGCCGCGAUUGUCAAGUCUGCUCGAGCGAUUAGUUGGAAACGCUUCUGGUCGUACGGGCUGUCACUGCGAUUAGAAGGAUAUAGUGAUAUGCGAUUCCUAUUCAAGUCUCAAGAAUUACGUGAUGAGGCAGUAUUGAGAAUCAACUUCAUGGCUGGUGCUGACCGGUCCAAACGAUCUUCUCCGACCUCCUCUACAGGCCCGUCUACACCCACGUCCGAUAUGGGUUCAUUUACCCUGUUACCCCGCUCCACACAGGAUGUAACUAGCAUUUUAUCACCACAUUCAAGAGCCCACGCAGCCGUUGCCGCCGUAGGUUUACCCUAUGAAAUGGUCAGCAAAUUACCGAAAGCGAUCAACAUCGAGCACAACUUUUUCUGUUUUCCCAAAAAACCACUCCAUUUCGUGUGUUUGACAAUUGGCUCGAGGGGUGAUGUACAACCUUAUAUUGCAUUGGGACUCGGCUUGAAGAGGCUGAAUCAUCGCGUGACUAUCGUUACACACGAGGAGUACAAAGGAUGGAUUCAGGGUUUUGGAUUGGAACAUAAGACGGCUGGGGGCGAUCCUGGAUUAUUAAUGAAACUCAGUGUUGAUAAUAAGAUGUUUUCGCCAGAAUUUUUCAAAGAGACUAUUGGCAAGUUCCGGCCAUGGCUCGACGAGUUGCUCGUCGACGCUUGGGAGGCAUGCCAGGGUGCCGAUGUUCUGCUUGAAAGCCCUUCUGCAAUGGCCGGAGUGCAUAUUGCGGAGGCCCUUCAUAUACCUUACUUCCGAACAUUUACCAUGCCUUGGUCCAAGACUUCAGACUUUCCUCAUCCAAUGUUAUCGCCUCCUGUGGAUUCUCAUAUAUUGAACAGCAUCUCACAUACCCUUUUUAACGAGGUCCUCUGGACAGCGACUUCUGGACAAAUCAAUCGGUGGCGAGUGAAACAUCUAAAGGUUGGACCCACAGAUAUCACCAAUCUAGCUCAGUCAAAGAUCGUACACAUAUAUAAUUUCUCGGAGGCCGUUGUUCCUAAACCAUUGGACUGGGGCGACACCACCACCAUUUCAGGAUACUGGUUUCUUGACAAUCCUGACAAGUCGUGGUCCCCUCCGGAUGGCUUACAUGCCUGGCUAGAUCAAGCAGUGAAAGACCAAAAACCUGUGGUUUACAUUGGUUUUGGGAGCAUAACCGUCCCACGCGCCAACCGCGUUAUGCAACGGAUCUUCAAAGCGGUCCUUCAAAGCGGAGUACGAGCGGUCAUUGCAAAGGGAUGGUCAUCUCGUAUGGGUGAUAAGGACGAUGAUCCUGAGCCGCAGAUACCAAAGGAGUGUUACGUUGUAGAGAGUAUACCUCAUGAUUGGUUAUUCCCUAGAGUUGAUGCGGUCUUGCAUCAUGGUGGUGCAGGAACGACUGGUGCCAGUUUACGUGCAGGGGUUCCGACGCUCAUUAAGCCGUGGUUUGGGGAUCAAUUUUUUUGGGCUUCCAGAGUGCAGAAGUUGGGAGCUGGUCUGAGAGUGCCCAGUCUCCGAGUGAAUGACUUGGCGGAUGCAUUGACGAAAGCAACAACGAGCAGACUCAUGAAAGAGAAGGCCGCUUCCGUCGGUGAAAGGAUACGCGCGGAGGACGGAGUUCACAACGCCAUUUAUACAAUCUACACUUAUCUCUCCCGUGCAUCCCAGGAUAGGACGCUUUUGGACAAACCCUACGGCGUCUGA
Molecule: messenger RNA, 3072 nt
Organism: Marasmius oreades (fairy-ring Marasmius)
Lineage: Eukaryota; Fungi; Basidiomycota; Agaricomycetes; Agaricales; Marasmiaceae
Exons: 18
Coding region: 1-3072 (1023 amino acids)
Biological process (GO): carbohydrate metabolic process
Molecular function (GO): hexosyltransferase activity; UDP-glycosyltransferase activity
Source: RefSeq, a predicted model, not a curated record